Fusarium verticillioides 7600 is the source of this 606-nucleotide messenger RNA. RefSeq lists its product as hypothetical. Lineage: Eukaryota; Fungi; Ascomycota; Sordariomycetes; Hypocreales; Nectriaceae. Bases 1 to 606 code for a protein of 201 amino acids. The record is from RefSeq and is a predicted model, not a curated record. Gene Ontology annotation, molecular function: flavin adenine dinucleotide binding; oxidoreductase activity, acting on the CH-CH group of donors. The transcript has a single exon.
AUGAGCUCCGCGCCAUCAACAGUACCAUUCUCUGAACCUCCAUGGCUUGCAGGUCUUCCAUCGCCUUACUACAACGAAUCCCACAGGAAAUGGCAGGAAGCAUGCCGCGACUUCAUCUCAGAGUACUUGGCACCGCAUGCGCUACAAUGGGAGACUGAGGGAAGCGUCCCUGAUCACGUCUUUAAAACCUUCUCCAAACACAACAUGCUCAUCCCAAAUUUGCCUGCUCCACUGCCAAUCGAUAUGCUAAAGAGGCUUGGUAUCACUGAGCUUGCAGGAGGUCUCAAAAUCGAACAGUUCGAUUACAUGCACUUUUCCAUCUACAUCACUGAAAUGCGCAGAAUUGGUAUUGGCGGUCCAGCCUCUUCCUUGUCAACUGGUAUGGCCUACGGUAUGCCCCCAAUUAUUACAUAUGGUAGCGCCGAGUUGCAGGAGAGAUUGCUUCCGGACUUGAUAAGGGGGAACAAGAGGAUCUGCAUUGCUAUCACUGAGCCUGACGCUGGCAGCGACGUGGCCAACAUUACUACCACAGCUGAGAAGAGUCCCUGCGGCAAGUUCUACAUUGUGAAUGGAGAGACAGGGGGAGCUGGUGGAAAAGAUCUAUAG